Molecule: messenger RNA, 252 nt
Organism: Ambispora leptoticha
Lineage: Eukaryota; Fungi; Glomeromycota; Glomeromycetes; Archaeosporales; Ambisporaceae
Source: the annotation of a GenBank genome assembly
AUGGAUCCAGUUACGCAAAAAUUUAAACAAGAUAUUUUGGCUUUACAAAACAAAAUUGCACAAAUGGAAACUGAAGCGGAAUGGAAGUCUGAAGCCCGAAGUAGAGGGCAAGUAUCCGUGCAAAGUUUCAGAUCCGAAUAUCCCACCGAAAUCGAAACUCUCUGGGUCGAAUUUACGGCCAUAUUUAACGAAAGAAGAAAGAGAGAAAAACGUUCUCCACAAAAUUGUACAAUGUCCUAUCCGAAGAAAUAG